CCACACAGGAGAGAUUUGUAAACGGAACUAUCAAGUGCUGCCAUGUUCCUUAUCACGGAUCGAUUUGUCGAUCGAUUACAGUGUUUGUGAGAUCGUUGGAAGCGUGUGCUUAAGUCGCCCCGUUUUAAAAACAUUGUACAUUGAGUCGCAGCCUUGAAUACGAGUCCUCUGAAUCGUCUCUGACACCAUGCUAGCCACAGUGACUGCUGUGGUUAGGUUUGCUCAGUACAAUGGCAGUAUUUCACCCACACCUCUGGAGAACACAACAACAUUUACGACAUGGAAACCUGAUCGUGAAGCCAACAUCACCAAGCCUCACAAAUGUCUGCAAGUUCUCUAUGAGGACAUUGGAGAGUCCAGGGUGCGGUUCUGGGAUAUGUUAUUGCUUGUGCCUAAUGUGGCCUUUUUUGUAUUCCUGAUGUGGAAGUUGCCCUCCGCCAGGGCAAAGAUUCGACUCACUUCCAGCCCCAUAUUCGUCACCUUUUACCUGCUGGUUUUUGUUGUAGCAGCAGUUGGAAUCACCCGGGCCAUCGUGUCCAUGACUGUCAGUGCAUCCAGUGCUGCCACCAUCAUAGACAAAGUGCUGUGGGAAAUCACCCGCUUCUUCUUGUUGGCUAUUGAGCUCAGUGUCGUUAUCUUGGGACUGGCUUUCGGUCACCUGGAGAGCAAGUCCAGUAUAAAGCGUGUGCUGGCGAUCAGUGCUGUCCUGGCUCUGGCUUACUCCAUCACACAGGGCACACUAGAAAUCCUGUAUCCAGACAGUCACCUCUCUGCUGAGGACUUCAACAUCUAUGGCCACGGGGGGCGGCACUUCUGGUUGGCCAGUUCCACCUUCUUUUUCCUGGUGUACUCUUUGAUUGUGGUCUUGCCUAAAACUCCGGUGAGGGAGAGGAUAUCUCUGCCAUCUAAGAGGAGUUUCUAUGUGUACGCUGCCAUCCUGGCUUUACUCAACCUGGUCCAGGGUCUGGGCAGCGCUCUGCUCUGUGCUGGAAUCAUAGAGGGUCUCUGCUGUGUGGAUGUCACUACCUUCCUCUAUUUCUCCACAUUUGCUCCACUCAUCUAUGUCACGUUCCUCAAAGGCUUCUUUGGUUCAGAGCCCAAGAUCCUGUUCUCCUACAAGUCACAGAUAGAUGAGCCGGACGACACCGACGUCCACCUUCCUCCGACCGUCGCUACCACUCUUGGCCGUAAGGAGCUGAAUGACCAGGGUCUUUUCUACUCCUCCACCCAGAUCGAUGGCUCUGGUCCAGGCAGCUCUCGCAUGGUGGGAGCAUACCUGGAUGAUGUUGCCUCUGGACCGUUUGGGUCCAGCAGCAUUAACAGUAUUGAAGCCGACCGCUGGAGACCCAUCAAUGCCUGAGAUGGUCAUCCAGCUGGACUUUAAAUAUAAUGCACACAUGUUGGGCAGGAUGGAGACCAGUGGAGUUGAUCAAAACAAACAAAAAAACGCACAGCAUUUGGAUACUAAUGGAGGGGGACCUAUGCUCGUCAUUUAUGUGGAGGACUGUGGAUUUAGCAACUGCUUUUGUAAAACAGUUGCGAGAGUGCACUGCUGCUGUGGCUCUACACUCAGAGUUGUUCUGUCCUUUGUUGUGGCCCCGACUGACUCCAUGUUGAUCGUGUUCCACAGGCUUUUAAAUGGGGGGGGGGGG
Molecule: messenger RNA, 1652 nt
Organism: Solea solea (common sole)
Lineage: Eukaryota; Metazoa; Chordata; Actinopteri; Pleuronectiformes; Soleidae
Gene: tpra1
Product: transmembrane protein, adipocyte asscociated 1
Exons: 11
Coding region: 188-1360 (390 amino acids)
Biological process (GO): G protein-coupled receptor signaling pathway
Cellular component (GO): plasma membrane
Molecular function (GO): G protein-coupled receptor activity
Source: RefSeq, a predicted model, not a curated record